Molecule: messenger RNA, 1203 nt
Organism: Saprolegnia diclina VS20
Lineage: Eukaryota; Oomycota; Saprolegniomycetes; Saprolegniales; Saprolegniaceae
Product: uroporphyrinogen decarboxylase
Exons: 6
Coding region: 1-1203 (400 amino acids)
Biological process (GO): heme biosynthetic process
Cellular component (GO): cytosol
Molecular function (GO): uroporphyrinogen decarboxylase activity
Source: RefSeq, a predicted model, not a curated record
AUGGCGAAAGCUGUGGUCCCGCUUCUCGCCGUCGUCGCGGCCGCCGUCGCCAUGAUCGUCCUGCGCCAGCGCCAGAAGGCCGAGCGCCCGUACCCGAUGAAGCGCACGCCCAUCAAGCGCCUGCCGCUCGACCAGCUGCCGCGCCUCAAGAACGACCUGCUCGUGCGCGCGUACCUCGGCCAGAAGACCGAGCGCGUGCCCGUGUGGUGCAUGCGCCAGGCCGGCCGCCACUUGCCCGAGUUCCGCGCGCUGCGCAGCGCCGGCUACGACUUCUUCACGAUGUGCCAAGUGCCGGAGCUCGCGGUCGAGGUUUCGCUCCAGCCGCUGCGCCGCUACAACACGGACGCCGUCAUCAUCUUUUGCGACAUCCUCGUCGUACCGCAGGCCAUGGGCAUGGAGGUCGUAAUGAAGUCGGGCGUUGGCCCCGUGCUGCCGCAGCCGCUGCGCACGCCGGAGGAUCUCAAGCGCCUCGUGAUCAAGCCCGACAUUGAAGCGACGCUCGGCUACCUCAUGGACGCCAUCAACCUCGCGCGCCAGGAAAUCAAGGGCCAGGUCCCGCUCAUCGGCUUCUCGGGCGCGCCCUUCACGCUCUUCACCUACAUGGUCGAAGGCGGCGGCUCGCGCACCAAGGACAAGGUCAAGACGUUCCUGUACAAGUACCCGGAAGCCGCCCACGAAGCGCUCGCGGCCAUCACCGACGUGUGCGUGCGCUACCUCAUCGCGCAGUACGAGGCCGGCGCGCAGGCGCUGCAGAUCUUUGAGAGCGUCGGCGCCGAGUUCUUGACGCAGGAGCACUACUACGAGUUUGCUUUUCCCUACCUGGCCGAGAUUGCCGAGCGCGUGCGUGCGGCUGUGCCCGCGACCGUGCCGCUCGUCGGCUUCUCCAAGGGCACGCAGUACGCGUAUGAGAAGCUCUCGCACACCAAGUACGACUGCCUCAGCCUCGACUGGCAGAGCGACCCCGCGACCGUCCGCGCUCAAGUCGACGGCCGCGUGUCGCUUCAGGGCAACCUCGACUCGUCGGCGAUUUACGCGGCCCCCGAGGUCAUUCGCGCCGAGGUGGGGAAGAUGCUGACCAAGUUUGGCACGCAAGGCUAUGUGGCCAACCUCGGCCACGGCUGCGCACCCGACUUUAGCCCUGAGCACGUCGACACGUUCAUCAAGUCGGUGCAGCAGCUCUCGCUCGACAUGAACUCGGCCUAA